CGCCAAGCACAACACCAGAUCAGGUUUCAAGAUGGACAGUGCGUUGCUGCCUCAUAACAACUCGGUCGAUGAAGAGACGAUCUCCAUUGUGGCGUACGGAACGACUCCACCGUCUUCGCAGCGGUCUCGUCCGGCAGUCGAGAGCCGAAAUUCGUGGAGUCCUCCGUCCGAUAUUCCAACAAACUACCAGCCUCCAGACUGGAACUCGGACGACGGAUCUAUCGUCGAUGGCAGUGCCCGACGCAUCGCCAUCAAUACACGGACGAGCAGCAGUCGAAGCAGCAGUAGCAGCAGCAGUGACGAGGUUCCACCGCCUCCGUCGCCACCUUUGGUAGGUGGCAACAGUUUUCGGAGUGCUACUGUGGAUACCACGGCGUCAACAAAGUCUAGCGACUUACCACCGUCACCCCCAGCGAAUACUGCGGUGGCGAACACGACAGUACGCCCACUCACACUGUAUGGGAAGGAUAUUCUCCACAUUUUCCCGUUUGGAACCACGUCACAAGAUGGGAAUCCAGUGAAAUGGUCCGAUACUCUCGGCGCUAUCGACACUGAGGACGACUAUUCCAUCCGAGACCCGCACUUUGAUCUUACCAACGGAAAAAUCUCCAAGCUGUUCUCAUUAUCCAAUCCUGAUGGUAAGUACCCGGUUUUGUCGAAACAUUACAAGAAUUUCUCUGACACUUUGGUUCACAAAAUUAGGAAAGGGAAUGCUAUCAUACGAAGGUUUCCGCUGUGGACUGGAGGCUAUGGGCAUUGCCUGUGACAGUGAUCGACAAUUUCAAGCCUUCGUGGACGUCGUGGAUGAAGACAAGAAUGGCGUCAUCUCGUACGAAGAAUUCCUCUCUGCCAUUCAAGAAAUCAAACUGGCUCAGCUCUUCAAUGACCCCUUCAUUCGCACAAUGCCAGCAUUGUUUUCGAGUCUAAAAUCUCCAGUAACACUAGGCUCAAUCGAGUAUUCCCCGGACCGUAUACGUAGCGUGUACCCGAUCAAUCAGGUCAAAAGUUUCAUCUACUCGACGAAUCCAAGCUGGGCCAAUGUGCGCUGGAUCAACGUCGAAGGCAUCAACACUCUACUCAUGCGUCGUCUAUCCGUUCGCUAUCGACUCCAUCCCCUUGCGAUCGAAGAUACACUGGGACCAGACGUCAAACGACCGAAGUACGUUAAGUUCGACGAGCAUUCGUUCCUGAUUCUGCAGACGCUGAGUCCACGCAACAUGUCGAUCGUCAAGAAUUACCAGAGCAUGUACCGAGCUUCGCAGUUCGUAUUACCGGAAGAUGACUCACCGUUCGACAAGAUGAGCCUGUCGGAGCUUGAGAUGCGACUCAAGGAGCUCGAUGUUGGGCGUGUCAUGUCUCUACCUCGUCAACUGAGCUUGUACGUUAUGGAGGGCGUACUUAUCAGUGUGCAGGGCGAGAACAUGCUCUGGUCCGCUUUAAAGCAGAGACUGCAUGUGUCGUACUCCAAAGUUCGUCAACACAGCACGGCGUUCCUCAUGUACACGAUCAUGGACGUGUGUGUGAACCGACUGUCACCAAUUUCUCAGACUUUUGGAGCCAAGCUGAUAAUGCUGGAACGUCUGAUGUCACUGGACUCACGGUACUUCGAUUUGAGUCAAAUUGCCAAGUGUUCGAAGCAGAUUAAGGGCCUCCAGAUGCACUGUAAACCGAUGCGUGAAGUUAUUUCCAAGCUGAUAACGUCCGAUGACUAUCAAGGCGAGACGCUACAGUACUUCGCUGAUGUCCAGGAACACCUCACUACUAUCGAGGAGGAGUGCGUACACAAUCUGGACCGUUGUAAUAGCCUCGUGGAAGAAUUCAACAAUGCUCGCGCUUCGCAGCAGAAUGACGUGAGCUACAUCUUGGCGCUCAUUGCGGCGAUUUUUCUGCCUGCACAAUUUCUCACGGGAGUAUACGGUAUGAACUUCCCGUAUAUUCCGGAGCAGACGUACUACUAUGGAUAUUAUAUCUGGUGGGCAGUCAUGAUCGUGGUUGCUGGGCUGAUUGUGCUGUUUUUCAAGUUGAAAAGGUGGCUGUAAGCAAACGUGUAGCCCUGGACUAAAAAAAGUGUCAAGCAUUAGAAAAGUCAAGAAUUUAUUGGUUUGCGGCCGAGCGGAUCUUCAGUAUAAAUGGGGGAAGGGCAUUUUUAUGGAGAGUUGCCCGAUUUUUUGAGAUUUCUAUUGAAAAAUGGCGAAAACGGGCAUAUUUCCCCACCCUACACCCGUAUUUUAUUUUUAGCGCAUUCGAAAAGUACACCUCUCUCCGCAAAUUAAAUGGUCAGAUUGUUCUACAAUUUUAUACAUCACUGAAUGAACUCUGAGAGUCUUGAUUACAUGUUUUAAUAAAUACAU
This is a messenger RNA of Phytophthora nicotianae INRA-310, 2351 nucleotides long. RefSeq lists its product as hypothetical. The transcript has a single exon. NCBI's taxonomy places the organism in Eukaryota, Oomycota, Peronosporomycetes, Peronosporales, Peronosporaceae. The record is from RefSeq and is a predicted model, not a curated record. Gene Ontology annotation, biological process: transmembrane transport; metal ion transport. Gene Ontology annotation, cellular component: membrane. The coding region runs from base 636 to 2039 and encodes 467 amino acids. Gene Ontology annotation, molecular function: magnesium ion transmembrane transporter activity; magnesium ion binding; calcium ion binding.